UUCAGAUCCGCUCAACUCCGAGCAGUCUCAAAAGUCAAAACUGAGGAACCCAAAUCCCAAUUCCCGUCACGCUUGUACGCCACGCGGAAACAUCCGUCCCCGCCCGCUCGAAUCUCGAUUGCCUUGCCCCCGGCAUCGCCACCUCCGCCUGCCUGCUCCCCCGCUCGCCCCCAGCCUCGCCGCUUCCUCCUCCUCCUCCUCUCCCCCCCUCGCCGCGGGACGCCUAGGGUUUCCCCUCGCGGGCGGGCGGGGCGGGGGCGGGACGGGACGGGGAUGGAGGGGUGGGCCACCGCGGCGGCGUACACGGCCGCCGCGCUGGCCUCCGCCGCGGCGGCGACGGUGAUGGCGCUGCGCCUCGUGCACCGCCACCUCCUCCACUACGCCGAGCCCACGCACCAGCGCUUCAUCGUCCGCAUCAUCCUCAUGGUCCCGGUAUAUGCAGUGAUGUCAUUUCUUUCCCUUAUCUUACCGCGUAAAGCAAUCUACUUCAAUUCUAUUCGAGAAAUCUAUGAUGCUUGGGUCAUCUACAAUUUCUUUUCACUUUGCUUGGCAUGGGUAGGAGGCCCUGGAACUGUGGUGGUAAGUUUGAGUGGCCAGUCUCUGAAACCCUCAUGGUUCCUGAUGACUUGCUGUUUACCAGCUAUUCCUCUAGAUGGGCGUUUCAUAAGGAGAUGCAAACAAGGCUGUCUGCAGUUUGUAAUCCUGAAACCAAUCUUGGUUGUUAUCACCUUCAUACUUCAUGCUAAAGGAAAAUAUGAAGAUGGAAACUUCAGUGUGAACCAGUCUUAUCUAUACAUAACUAUCAUCUAUACAAUCUCAUACUCUAUGGCACUGUUUGCUCUUGCACUGUUUUAUGCGGCAUGCAGAGAUCUACUUCAGCCAUAUAACCCUGUCCCAAAGUUCAUCAUAAUAAAAUCAGUUGUGUUUCUCACGUAUUGGCAGGGCGUGUUGGUUUUCCUUGCUGCAAAAUCUGGAUUCAUAAGAGAUGCUGAGAAAGCAGCUUAUCUGCAGAACUUUGUUCUGUGUGUUGAGAUGCUGAUAGCAGCCAUUGGGCAUCGAUUUGCAUUCUCCUAUAAGGAAUACGCUGGCUCCAAUGCUCGUCCUUUUGGUGGUUUCAAGGGAAGCCUUCUUCAUGCUAUGAAAUUCAACGACUUCUAUCAUGACACUGUACACCAGUUUGCACCUACAUAUCAUGAAUAUGUGCUCUACAGUAAUGAGGAGGAAGAUGAACCUACAAAAUACAGCCCCAGCACUGUUGUGCCAACUGGAGAGCAAUUAGUAGAGCUGGCGGAAGUCACUGUCGUGAGCUCAAAAGCUCCAGCAAUGUCAAGCUUACCGCUGAACAAGGCAAAUCAGGCAGAAACAAUGCCCACUCAAAGUUUGGAAGUCAAAACUGCUACUUCAGCAGAACCGUACGAGCUGUCGAACUUCCUCAACGUAGAGUUAUCUGAUUACCCUGCCGAGGUCCCCGUGAUUCCUGAUGUGAGAGAGCAAUGACCUGGCGCUGUAUAUUUGGGGUGUAGAUGGGCAGUAGCGCUGUUGAGCUAAUCGUAGAUUACGUUGUACAUAGAAAUGUUGCGUGUUGGUUACGUUUCAUUGUUCGCCCAUUUGAAGGGCAUGCUCAUUUUUUUUUUCUGAAUGGGUUAAAGAUGAACCAAUCUCACAGAUCAACUGAAGUUGUCAGGGGAAUAUAAGUACGAGGUAGGAGUGUGAGCAAAUGUCUCGGAUUUGCUGUUGCUGAUGAUGUGGGGUGUGUAUUGAACGUGGUCUCUGUACUGACCUUAUAAAGGUUCACGUGUAUAGCUAGCUUGCAAGAUUGCACUGAGAUAUGGAUUUACUUCAGUAUCCUUCAUACGAGCUCAUAAGGGAGUGGAAUAAUGCAUUUGAUUU
Molecule: messenger RNA, 1890 nt
Organism: Setaria italica (foxtail millet)
Lineage: Eukaryota; Viridiplantae; Streptophyta; Magnoliopsida; Poales; Poaceae
Product: transmembrane protein 184A
Exons: 6
Coding region: 274-1497 (407 amino acids)
Biological process (GO): transport
Molecular function (GO): transporter activity
Source: RefSeq, a predicted model, not a curated record